Linum tenue is the source of this 3793-nucleotide messenger RNA. NCBI's taxonomy places the organism in Eukaryota, Viridiplantae, Streptophyta, Magnoliopsida, Malpighiales, Linaceae. The record is from the annotation of a GenBank genome assembly.
AUAAGUGGGAGUUUCUUUUUUUGCUCUGUUUUUUCUAUAAUUUUUCUAUUAUUCCGCUCCUCCCUCUGCUCUGCCUGCCACAAACAGAACGGAAGAAACAGCAGGCGCCAUUUUAGCUUCAGCAAGCAGUUAUCACACUUCCUUCCCUUUCCCCCUUCCCUUCCGCCAUUAUUGAUCUUUACUGAACUCACAAUCAACAAAAUACAAGCAAAAAAUACUCGCACCAUUCUUCUUCCUCAACUCAGAGAUUCUCCAAAUAACUAACACACACUCAGCACCAUCUCUUUCGGCUUGAUCUCAUCACUCCGCCGGCCUUUCCGAGCUCUCCAGUCAAUGGCGGCCGCCCUUUGGAUCUGAAAUCCCUCCUUCGGCAACUCGCUUUCUCUGGAAUAAUGUACAGACCAUUUGUCACUUGCGAUGAUCCCAAAGGGGUAGUGGAAUGUGGGACAAUCAGAAAGUCCAAGCAUGUCCUCCAAAAGAUGGAGGAAGAGCAUAACAAGAAGAUGGCAGGGCAUAGACAGCAGGGAAAUAAGAAGGGUUCCAUUGAGGCGGCAAAAUUAGCAAUGGGGAAAAGAAGGGGAGAUAAGGAACAUUACAACAACAAUACCAACAAUCCAUCUUCAUUCCAGCUGCUGGAGGUCUCAAAAGGAGCUCAGAAGCUGAACAAGGUGGUCGAUUCCUGGUCUAGAGAAGGGAAUAAGGGCUACGAUGGCGAAGGCGGGUCGAAGGAGAAGAUGGCUAAGGAUUUGCUGAAAGGAGCUCUUGAUCUGAAGGAGUCACUGGUUAUGCUUGGAAAGUUGCAAGAGGCUUCAAAGUACAUGGCCAAGUUGAAGAAGAAACAGCAGCAGAAGGAGAGUCCUGAUCUGGUUAGAACCGAUGCUGAAUUUCCUUUGAUGAGGAGGGUGAGUUCUUGUAGAGAAGGUGGUGGUGGUGGUGGUGGUUUUGGUGAUUAUCAGAAGCCACGGCAUUCUUAUGAUGGAGCUUCUUCGUCGGGGGAUUACAUUGAUGAGCUUAGGAGUGCAAUAACAGACAGCUUUGCUAGACAGAAUUUGCUGUCAGAUGAUGAAAGGGCUUGGCUUGAGAGAAGGAGAAUAGGGGUUGGUUCCAUGGUGGCUCAAUAUUCCAAGGCUAUUGUAGUUCAUCCAACUGAAUCGUCAAAGGUAGCGAAGAAGGAAAGGAGUUCCAACUUGAUAGCUAGAUUGAUGGGAUUGGAAGAGAUCCAUCCUCCUGGAUCGCCUACUCGAAUCCCACAGAAGCGGGUGGACAUUGAGAUGCCAAAGUUGAGGAAGCAACAACAACAACAACAGCACGAUGCCUUGCUGGUGAAGGCAGCUGCAGCUGUUCAUGAGGCACAUCGGCAGCAGCAGCAGCAGCAAAGGAGCCUGAAAGAGCUGCUUGACACAAUGGAAUUCAGAGGGCUUCUUCUAAAGGGAAGUUCCGCGAAGAAGGAAGAGGACUUCAAGGCUCAUUCUCAAUCCAAUCAUCAGCAGCUGUUGUCUGAUAUUGGCAGCACGCCACCUAUUGUGCUUAUUAAGCCUUUCCAUGUGCCUGAAUCAGAAAAACCAUUUCAGCAGCCAAUGGUUUAUGAAGAAGGGGAGGUUGUUAGCUCAAAUUUGCACGCGAGGAAAGUGAGAGUCAAAGAAGACAAUGGUGGAAGGAGUCAGAGGAUUGAUCAGGAAGAAGUGAAAAGAAUUGUGAAUGGGAAGAACAGGAUGAUGAUGGAAAGAAAGCUGCGUGCAGAAGAAGCUGAAAGGAGAUCGAUUAGCCCCGGAAAUGGAGGUAGUAAGGAACAAAAGGAUUCAGUUCCAAGAGUGAAAGAGGGUAAUAAGAGUAAUAAUGGUAAGAUUAGAGCUGGGAGACCAGUGAAGCAAGAGGAAAAGAAGGAGAUUGUAGAUAAGAAAGUGGUUAAGAUUCAGAAGGUGGUGGCUAGCAAUGAAGAAGCACCAGUGGCAAAGGAGACUGUUAAGGUCAGAAAUGGAGUAAGAACUCAGGAUAAGGGUAAGGUUCCAACCUCUAGAAAGAUGAGGAGUUCUGAAGUUGGUGGAAUUGGUUCCAGGAGUCAGAGUUCUCAGCAGCAGAAUGCGACCCGUGAUAAUGCCAAAGGCAAGAAGAUGGAGAAGAAGAUGGUAGAUGAGGUUACAGAAGUAACACAAGAGAGCACAGAUUUGCAAGAACAUAAAGAAGACUGUAACGAGCUCGAGCUAGUAGGUGAAAUUCGCCCUGUUGAGGAAGAAAGUAGUUCCUUUAAUGCAACAGUAGAGCAGAUAUGUAGAGGAGGAGAAGAAACAAGUUCAUCUGAAAUUCCACUUGAAGUAGAACAUUGUACAGAAAGCCACAGUCCUCAGAAAAUUGUCCCUUUGGAGACCUCAGAUUCCAGAGAGAAUGUUGAGUCUGCUGAAUCCAAAGCCAGAAUCCAUUUCAAGACCUUCCUUUUAAGCAGCCAAGAGUUUCUCACUCGUGUAGAGGAGCUCUUUCCUCUCACUACUGUCCCUUCUCCAAACACCAUACUAUCAACAUCAACUACAUUCGAUCCACUCGACGAGAAACUGUCACUAGACUAUGCAAAUGAACUCAUCAAAUGCAAAAGCGAUCCGGAUUCACAAGCAAGAAGAGAUGGUUUGCUUCUUCUUACUUCUUGUGCAGGAGGAGCAUUGAGAAAGCAUGUUUCUUUAGACCAGCUUGUAGAAGAAGUCUGCAAUGGCGUCGAGACACUCCAGGGGUACAGUAACAAUUAUCGUGUUCUGGGUUCUGGAAGGCAACCCAGGCAAGCUACUGAUAGUGUGAAUUCAAUACUGGAGAAGGAUGUGAAGAGUAUAGGAGUUGUGAGUGGUGUGUGGGAAUUGGGUUGGAGGAAUGGAUUCUCCAUGGAAGAAGCUGAACACGCUGUGAUCGAUUUAGAGACGUUGAUCCUAGAUCAGUUGAUUGAUGAGGUAUUCACUACUUAGCUUUCUCAGGUUUCUAGAGUUAUUUCCCUUUGAUUGUUGCUCAAGUAUGUAUAGAGAUAGUAAGAGAGAGGUAGGAAGGUUCAUUUAGAGGGCUGCUAAGCAUUUCAAUUUUCUGUCUUCUUUGUAAAUAGUUGACAUUUAUAGCAAUCAAAUUGAUACACACAAGCUAACUUGAAAAAAAAACUUAUCAAAGGGAAAUCUAUAACUACUCCAACAGAUCUUGUUCUGCAUGCAUUCUAACUCACAGCUGCAAAAUUACAUGUGAUGAACUACUGAAUUGUGAUAAAUAGUCAAUUCAAGUGGGAGGGGUAGCCUUGAAGAGAAGGAAGUUGAGGGAUCCCAAAGCAAAGUAGAUGAAAGUCCCUUGCUUGUGAGUGAAGAAACAACCGAAACUCGAACCCACCACGCACUGCCAUCCUCCUCCAUAAGCUCUGUCAAAUUCCUGCCAUCCCACAUAAUGCAGCAGAGUGAUUUUAACAGCUUAAAAUGGAAAUAAGUCAAUAACCCAUGAAUCAUAUAUCUCCACCCCCGUAGAUGAGAAAAACAGUUCUAGGGUUUACCUUCUUGAUGUGAGCAGCCAGGGAUCUGCAGUCGAGCACGUCGAAUGUGUCGAGCGCUUCUGAAGCAGAAGCCAUGGCUUUGAUCUGCAUGCUCUCUGGCAUGUCUGUUUCCUUCACGAUGGCCUUCCCUUCCAGCAUUUUUUUUUUCCUAGCCUCCUUCUUCAACUAAUGUUGUUAACGAAGCAGCAACCCGUUUUCGGAAUGAGAAAGAUUCUGCUGGCGUGUGUGUGUAGGAAAUGGAGGGAAAGUUCUGUGGUCUUGUUGUUGUUCUUCUGGUGGGUUCAUAUG